AUGGAGUCUGGAAUGCAGGACAGUCACAAAUCCUUUCUCAUAAAAGAUCUGUUGGGUGAUGUUCUGAGACCAGGUGCAAGCGGCUCAAUCUUGGGGCGUAUCAAUUACCAUCCAUUGGACGAGGAAAAUGCCAGUAGAUGUGAUUCAACUGCGCAUAAUCAAGACAAUUCUGAUGACGAAAUAUCUGUCGGCGAUAACCGUUCAGAAACUUCUACACCUCAGAGACAUUAUGAAUUUGACACUGAAGAUAAGCGAAAAGAUAAAGCUACAGAUUCAGAUAAUGAUUUUCACAAUGAAUACAACACUAAUAGACUAGAUUCAGAUUUCAAUUCACCGUUCAAAGACGAUGAAUUUGAAAGGACUGAUGAACCUAUGAAGAUAUAUGACCCAUCCUUGUUCCACUUGUAUAGAUCGGAUCGAGGGAAAGAUGAAGAAGCUUUUGUGCCCGACUCUAUUUCUAACAGCAUAUAUGGACGGAGUAUGGAUCUAACGAAGACUAGUUUUCAGAACCAAUUGCUGGCUGGUUUUGCUGCAUCAGUUAUCGCUGGAGGGUCCCAAAAUGAUGCACAGGAUACUGCUGAUCGGCAACAAGUAACCCGUAGCUCGUCAGGAUCGGGCCGCAAGCCACGCCGGCGCAGGACCGCAUUCACACACGCGCAGCUGGCGUACCUCGAGCGGAAGUUCCGCUGCCAGAAGUACUUGAGCGUGGCGGACCGUGGCGACGUGGCAGACGCGCUUAACCUGAGUGAGACGCAAGUGAAGACCUGGUACCAAAAUAGGAGAACAAAAUGGAAGCGUCAGAACCAGUUGCGGCUGGAACAGCUGCGCGCGCAAGCGGCGGGCGGCGAGCGAGAGUUGUCUGCGCAUGCGCUGCCACUCGCUUGCGCGCUACUUCCUCCGUACCCCGCCUACAUGCACUGUCAUCUGUGA
Leptidea sinapis is the source of this 930-nucleotide messenger RNA. Its product is annotated as NK1 transcription factor-related protein 1-like. Gene Ontology annotation, molecular function: DNA-binding transcription factor activity, RNA polymerase II-specific; RNA polymerase II cis-regulatory region sequence-specific DNA binding. The transcript is spliced from 6 exons. The record is from RefSeq and is a predicted model, not a curated record. Lineage: Eukaryota; Metazoa; Arthropoda; Insecta; Lepidoptera; Pieridae. The coding region runs from base 1 to 930 and encodes 309 amino acids. Gene Ontology annotation, biological process: cell differentiation; regulation of transcription by RNA polymerase II. Gene Ontology annotation, cellular component: nucleus.